AUGGAGCUGAAGGUCUGGGUGGACGGAAUCCAGAGGGUUGUCUGCGGUGUCUCGGAGCAAACCACCUGCCAAGAAGUGGUCAUCGCCUUGGCGCGGGCCAUUGGUCAGACGGGCCGCUAUGUGCUGGUGCAGAAGCUGCGGGAGAAGGAGCGGCAGCUGCUACCACUGGAGUGCCCCUUGGAGUCACUGGCCAAGUGUGGGCAGUAUGCCAACGAUGUGCAGUUCGUCCUGCGGCGGACAGGCCCCAGCGUGGCUGAGCGGCCCUCCUCAGAGGGUGCUCCCCAAGCCCCUGAGAGGACGUUCAUCCGGGCCAGCUUGCCCAUCAAGCCCAGGCCCACCAGCACGGAUGCACCCCGUUCCCGGGAGCCGAAAAAAUCCAUGACCUUCAACUUGGGUCCUGCAGGUUCCAGCGACCCAUUUGCCGUCAGCCGCUGGAGGCACCAAGCGUGGGAAGGGAUGGACUUGGAGGGCAGUGGGGUUGUCCAACCCUCCAAGGAGGAGCUGUUUAGGAAGGUGCUGCGGCAGCAGGAGCAGCUGCAUUCCUUGGAGGCCCAUGGGGACACCCUGGAGACAGACCUACGGCUCUGGGAGCAUGGCCGGCUCACCAGCCAGGAGGAUGAGAUCCUCUACCUGGAGCACCUGGUGCGGAGGAAUGAGACGGAGCUGGGUGAGGAGGAGUUUUGGCAGAGUGAGCUCCGGCUGGAGAAGGAGUGUGAGCGGGAGCGGCAGGAGCGAGUUAGAAGCCUGCGGGCCAGCCUGGAGGAGUAUACCCAGAGGAUCUACGAGCUGAGCACCCGGACCGAAGCCCUGCAGGAGGAGAUCCAGUGGGAGAUGGCAGAGAGGGCCAAGAGGGGGAAGGAGACCCCUGCACCCAGCCCCACAGAGCUGGAGGACAUGGCCACCAAGAUGAAAAGGGACCUGGAGGCCAAGGUCAAGCAAGGCACCCAGCUGGAGAGCAACCUGGCCAGCGUGGAGAAGGCCCUGGAGGAAGCUGAAAGGAACCUGCAGGCCCAGACCCAAGAGCUGGAAGAGUUAAAUAAGGAGCUGAGGCAGUGUAAUUUGCAGCAGUUUAUUCAGCAGACGGGGGCCACCAUGACCAUCCUGCAGGCCAGGUCCGAGGAGGAUGCCCAGCCGGAGCCGAGCCCGCGCGAGCUGCCAGCCUGCCGGAGAAACGGAGGUUUUCCUCCCAACACCGACUCACCUCCCCGGGCCAGCACCAAGCAGCUCCUCGGCCAUCCCAGGACCUUGCCGGAGCCCCUGGUGUCCAGCCUGAACCCCGAGGUUGUAUCAACCAGGCAGAGCAUCUGGAGGUAG
Aptenodytes forsteri (emperor penguin) is the source of this 1314-nucleotide messenger RNA. RefSeq names its product Ras association domain family member 7 (gene RASSF7). The coding region runs from base 1 to 1314 and encodes 437 amino acids. The transcript is spliced from 5 exons. Lineage: Eukaryota; Metazoa; Chordata; Aves; Sphenisciformes; Spheniscidae. The record is from RefSeq and is a predicted model, not a curated record. Gene Ontology annotation, biological process: signal transduction.